AUGCAGUACAUCACCGCUAUCCUUGCCCUUGCCGCCACUGCCUUCGCCCUCCCCGGCGGCCACGGUGGCCACCAGGAGAACGAGGCCGGCAACGUCUGCGCCUCCAAGCAGACCGUCGUCUGCUCUGGCCAGGGCAACGGUGGCCUCAUCACCCUCGGCAACGUCCUGCCCGGUGCUCUGGGCGAGAACUGCGCCGCCGGCGACGUCUACUGCUGCUCGCACGACGAUGUCCAGCAGUCUGGCCUGGUCAACCUGGACGUCAACGCCCAGUGCUCGCUCAACCGCGUCCUCUAA
Purpureocillium lilacinum is the source of this 294-nucleotide messenger RNA. RefSeq lists its product as uncharacterized. Lineage: Eukaryota; Fungi; Ascomycota; Sordariomycetes; Hypocreales; Ophiocordycipitaceae. The record is from RefSeq and is a predicted model, not a curated record.